Camponotus floridanus (Florida carpenter ant) is the source of this 4095-nucleotide messenger RNA. RefSeq lists its product as uncharacterized. NCBI's taxonomy places the organism in Eukaryota, Metazoa, Arthropoda, Insecta, Hymenoptera, Formicidae. The coding region runs from base 2475 to 3452 and encodes 325 amino acids. The transcript has 6 exons. The record is from RefSeq and is a predicted model, not a curated record.
CCUCAGUAUGCCGCGCAGCGCGCAGGCUCGCGCACACGUUCCUCGUCCCUCUCUCUCUGCCCUGUCGCCUUUCCGCCCGUGCGCGUCCUCUCUCUCUAUUUUCCUCGCCGUCUCGCGCGCGCGCCGCCCGAGUAUUUACACGCACGCUCCGUAUUCCUCGCGUUAUUACGUACGGACGUAACGUACGUGCGUCGAGCGCGUGUGCAUCGGUCAGUUUGUACGCAGGUACAAACACAUCCCGCGACUGGCUCCUCUCUUUUUUUUUUGUUACGCGCGCCUCUUCCUGCGCUCCCGGCUGAAUAGCGAGUGUGCGUACGCGUGUGUGGAUAUACGCGGGUGAGUCCUUUUCUCUCUCUCUCUUUCUCUCUCUCUUUAUGCACGACUACUACUCGCGGGCGAGCAUCCAACGGCAGACAGGUACGCGGAGGACACGUCGCGUCACGCCGAGUCGAUUAACGGAGUGUACUCGCUAGUAGUACGGCUAGUGGUGCGCGCCUUUCAACGAGGGACGCGUGCCCCGGAGUAAUAAACCUCGUGGACGAGGAUCGAGUCCCUUCUGGAUCUUCGGGAAAUCGACGAGCGCGAUGUCGACUCGCGUCGCGCGACCCACAUACACGGUGACACGGUGACACGCGGGGCGAAAGUGAUCGGGAGAGUGCACGCGGGAAAACCGAGAGCCGUUGUUCGCCGAGAGUGUAACGGAGCAAGAGAGAAGCGAAAGGGCGCGAGUGCGUAGACAAGGGAACGAGAGGCAAAUAGUGGAACGGUUGCGAAACCUCCUCGGGGCCGAGAGACGUGGCACGAAAUGAAGCGAGCGUAUCCGCGAGCGAUCGAUAACUAUAGCGGCACUAUAGUCGACUCGGUGAAUAGCGAGCGGCUACCAGGCAAUCCAACCUAACGGACGACGCGUGACCUCCAGGAGCGGCAAAUAGGUAGACAGGUUCGCCGCCGGUCCCAAUCCGGGGACGAUGUAGAGAGAAAGUCGCGUCGCGUUUUUCUGCGGAUCGGAGAAAAGACCGUCAAGGAGGAACGAGGAAGGAGAGAAAGGAAAGAGGGAAGAAUGCGCGUCUCGAGGACGCGAUGCUCGGGAGACUUUGCGACCGGUCGAUGAUUGUCGGGAUCGACCAACGAUCGAUCUAACGCGCCGGAAGAUUCCUCGGAACGACCGAGACGGAGCGUUCCAAGCGGAACGCGAACGGAGAGGAUUAAAGAGCGAAGAGGAGGAGACAAACGGAAGAAGGGCGAGAGAAAGGACGAACGAGAGAGAGAGAGGGGGAAAGGAGCGGUGAAAGGAGGAUAGAGAAGGAAGAUAUCUUAUUUUUAGCAGCGCCGCAAAAACCGGUUCCACCGAGUCCGCUGCCAAGGGAACCGAUAGCCCUCGCCAAGGGUUUUCGAGAGAGAAAGAUAUAACAUAUGCAGAUGAUAAAGCGCGCGCGCGCUCGUCCUGUCGAGAUUAGAAAUUGCGGGGGAGAGAGAGAGAGAAAGACGAGACGCUUACACUUAAGAAAAAGAUACGACGCGGAUCUAAGAACUAAAUCAAAUAGGAUAAAUCACACAUUUUCGUAAAAAAAAAAAAUUGCCGCAAUUUUCCACACGUGGGAAAAAUCGAGACAGGAUCUCAGGAAGCAGGGACAUUCGCGCGUACUCGAGGAACGUGGAAUUUCGCUUAAUCCGAUACGCGCGAUUGUCUUCCAUCUCGCCGCACCUUGCUCACCCCCGCCGUCCCCUUCUCCCCCCCUCAACCGUGACCACCUCCGCCGCUCCUCGCUCUCUCACGGCAUCGUCUAUCGAUUGCAUGCGUGCGUACGCGACGAGGCGGCUAAGAGAUUCGAUUAUCGACCGCGAGGACGACGACGCAUCGCGUGACUUCGAGAUUAAAAAACGCGACCCGACACCGGUUGGCACCGUACACGGAACCAUCGGGGUUUCCGGCUGGAGUCAAGGACACGCUAGCGACGGACAGGAUCAAAUUCCUGCGUUUAAAGUAAACAAGAGAUCGAUCGUUAAUCUAGCGAAAUUUUUGUUUACCCAGGACACGAACAAAUAUAAGUUGGACUGGGAAAAAUCGAUAGAGUACUAGCGAUCGAUAAACAUUUUUUCGUUCGUCAACUAGGAGCAAUGACCGACGUUAAUUGGGAAAAUCGAUCCCCGCCGGCGGUAUCGAACUGGCUCGGGGCGCUUAAUUUCCGGUCGCGUCACAUGCACGUCCAGUACCGGCGAAAUUAAAUCCGCCUGUAAUCAAUUGAUACCUCCGGGGCGAGAAACGAUCGCCGAAUCGCACGGUGCAUACGUAUCGUUGGUCGAGGCAAAGCCCGUCGAGGAGAUCGAUGUGACAGGUGAUCGAUCCGAGCCUCUCGCCGUCCGCCGAGCGGAUCGUCGAUCCGCGAUCGUCCGCGACAGGAGUACCGUUCCCGUUCCGGGCGGGAGCCGAGGAUCGCGGGAUCGCAGAGGAAACGAAGAUUACGGCAUGAAGAAUGGCAACCGAUUCUUCGAGCACUCGUCAGGGCGGGGUGAGGGCGGUCGCCACGACGACUACCGAUCCGCAGCGGAGCGAGAAGCGCGCCGUCGCGGCGCGGGGCGCCGCCGGCGCGCUGGCCCUCGGCGUCGUGGCUCUCGUCGUUCAAUCGGCGGCCACCGGGACACCCACCUGGGGAUACUUCUCCAAUCCUGACGCUGGCACUGCCGCGGAGAAAGGUUAUUUUGGACCAUGGAGACAAUGCAAGCUGCUUCUUUACGGACGAGAGUGGUGCGGCCAAAACGUCUCCAGGUUUCAACCAGUGUUGGCUGUGUGGAUGGCAGGAUUAGCCGCCGCUGGCGCUUCUGCCCUUUUGGCGAUUCUGGUCGCUUUGGCUGUGCUUCAAUUAGCCAUGGCCUCUUCCGCGAAACGGGUUGUAAUUUCGUACAGCACUGCCUUAAUAGGCAAAGUUGCCCUCGCUACAUUAGCAACGGCGUUGUCGAUUGUGGCGGCGAGCCUCUUCGCUUUACAAACGGAUGAUCGAGCUAAUAGCUUCGUCAUCACGAGAGGAGAGGCCUUUUAUAUGCAGUUGGCUGCCAUCGCUUUGAACUUCGGCGUACUGGUGUCUGCCGUUUACGAGGGCAUUUACGCCCGAAGAGGCGGCGACCCGACCAAGAUUAGGGUCGUCACGGAUCCCCGUGGAGGGACUAUAAAUAAUCCAGGAUAUCGGGAGUAUCAUCAACCAACGAACGGUGGUUCGAUCUCGAUGACAGACGCCAGCGGCAAGCCGUACGUCGGCGGGGCCGGAAACGGAUCGACGGCAUCGGUGGCCACUUCCGCGAGCGUGGCGAGCACGGCCUCGCCACUCAGGAGUUCGUUAAAGAAGCCGAAACCCCUCGGCAUUCACAAUCCUGGCUUCUCGGCGCACAGCCCGACUCUGUCCAGGAACGGCUCGCAGAAGAAAGUGCGUAUACAGACGCACUCGACGGAAGUUUAGCCGAUGCCUUCCUCUCUCUCCUGUCACGUUAUUGACGCGAGAGUUCCCUACUGUAGUCACAAGUAUCGAUCGUUUAAGGACGCCGUGACGAGAAAUCAGAUGACGGCGACUACUAAAUCAGAGACAUCUACUAGAAAUAGUUUGACGAGGUACGUUUCAUUAACGGUAGGUAGUCUCCGAUAAUGUCGUUGAUUUUCAUGUGCGAUUGAGAACGAAAUCGAAGUUUGCGCGAAGCUGUGUUUUGUCAAAGUCGGUGACAUCGCCCGAUGAUUUCGAUAUAAUGGAACUUUUAAUUAAUUUCGAAGACGAAACUCGCUAGAAAUUUAUCGUUAUUACGACGCGACGCGAAUGUAAAUAGAUUGAUAAAGGCGAUCGAUAAUCGUCAGAGAGAGAGAGAGAGAGCUCUCCGAAGCUACCUGAAUUAAAUAUUAAGCGAAUCCAGAUUAAACGCGAAAUUGACGGUAACUCGUUAAGUAUUACGUCACUUUACACUUUUCUACUACUAUAUUAUUACAUGAUGUUAUUCGGUGUAAAUCGAGUAAUAAAAUGGAUAAUGAAUUAUAAGAGUACUGGCAAGAAAAUAAAAUGGACGAAAGAAAUACAUCAACGUUGAAGAAAACAAAUAAAAAUUUUAAUAUUGUUA